CACGAUGCGGCAAUCGAUGAUGAAGUCUAUAAUAAAUCCAAGCUUGAAAACGAUGGAAAGACGGGAUUUUUGGAAGUGGGAAAGAGGAUUCAGAGGUUUUCCCAGUCCUUGCGAUCCAACAAAGGAUGAGUCUUUGAGAUGGCGUUGUUGCGGAAGUGGUUUCAUCGGAAGCCGCCUGAUGGGCUUCUGGAUAUCUCUGAUAGGGUUUUUGUGUUUGAUAGCUGCUUCUCUACUGAUGUAUCUGAAGAUGAUGAAUACAAGACCUAUGUGGGUAACAUUGUAUCACAACUCAGAGACCAAUUUCCAUCGGCUCUUUUCAUGGUCUUCAACUUUCGGGAAGGAGUUAGACAAAGCUGGCUAGCUGAUAUUUUAUCUGAAUAUGAUGUGACUGUCAUGGACUAUCCUCGGCACUAUCAAGGGUGUCCUUUGCUCACCAUGGAAAUUAUCCACCAUUUCUUGCGGUCAAGUGAAAACUGGCUUUCUUUAGGUCCGGAAAAUAUUUUACUGAUGCAUUGCGAGCGAGGUGGGUGGCCAGUCUUAGCUUUCAUGUUAGCAGGGCUCUUGAUUUAUCAAAAACAGUAUACUGGUGAACGGAAGACAUUGGAUAUGAUCUAUAAACAAGCUCCUCGUGAAUUAUUGCAGUUAUUCUCUCCAUUAAAUCCUUUGGCUUCGCAAAUUCGAUACUUGCAGUAUAUUUCGAGGAGGAAUUUUGGAUCUGAAUGGCCUCCAGUUGAGAGGGCUUUGACUUUAGAUUGUGUGAUCCUUAGGAAAAUUCCUAAUUUUGAUGGUAAGGGUGGCUUCAGACCAAUAUUUCGGAUUUAUAUGCAGGAUACCCUCACUGCUGCUGAUCAGACUUCACCAAAGCAAAGCAAAAGUGUUCAGCUUUACAAACAGGCAGACUCUGAAGUGGUUAAAAUUGACAUUUGCCGCCACAUUCAAGGAGAUGUUGUACUUGAGUGCAUUCAUGUAGACGAGGAUUUGCAACAUAAAGAGAUGGCAUUCAGUUUUGUGUUCAACACAGCAUUUAUUAGAUCGAAUCUGUUGAUGCUAAACUGUGACGAGAUUGAUAUUCUGUGGGAUUCCAAGGACCGGUUUCCAAAGGAUUUCAGAGUGGAGGUUCUUCUUUCAGAAAUGGAUGCAGUUGCUUCAGUCACUGCUAUGGAUUUGCGCCGUAGUGAAGAAAAAGAAGGCCUUCCGGUUGAAGUAUUUUCCAAGGUGCAAGAAAUGUUCAGCAACAUGGAUUGGUUAGAUGCAAACACCGAUGCAACAAAGACUUCGGUAGACAAUAUGGGUAUGAUUUUCCAAGAGAAAGCGGAAAAUCAUGCCAUGCCACGAGAACAAACUUCAUUGCCAUUACCAUUGAAACAUGAAGGUCAACAACUUCCACCAAUGCCACCACCUCAACCACCUCCUCCGCCAUCAACUCCACCGCCCCAACGACGGCAGUCGUCAUCUACACAUGGGGAUUGUAUUACUUUUCCUUUGCGCUCUAGAACUUCACCACUUCCUAGUGAAGUAACAUCCUCAUUGCCUCCAACUCUUCAACCAGUUUCCAUUGGUGUUGCCCCUCCUUGUCCUCCUCCUCCCCCACCAAUUCGUUCUCAACGUGCGUCACCAAAAAUUGCACCUUCAACACCACCUCCACCCCCGCCUCCAUCGAGGACUUCUAGUAUUUACUCAUCCAAGUCUAACUCCAAAGAAAACAAGGGGAAAGACAAUGACAUUGUCUUACAGUCAUUAAAUGCUGGCGCGGUAUCAACAACGAAACCAAUUGGUGUGAUGGGGCGAGGAUUAAGACGCAGUAUAAGCCCAAAAAAUUCACAGUUUACCAACUCAUCAUCUAGAAAAAUUUUGAAGCCUUUGCAUUGGGUAAAAGUAUCAAGGGCAAUGAAGGGGAGCUUAUGGGCAGAGCCACAUAGACCUGAUGAAGCUUUCAAAUCUUUGGAGAUUGACAUGUCUGAACUUGAGAACCUUUUCUCAGCAGCAGUGCCAAGUGCAAAAGAAAAAUCAAGUCGACGUUCUUCGGUUGGUUCAAGAACAGAGAAAGUUCAUUUGGUUGAUCUCAGAAGGGCCAAUAAUUGUGAAAUAAUGCGUACAGGAGUCAAGAUGUCCACAACUGAUUUGCUGAACUCAGUGCUUGCCCUUGAUGACUCCAUUUUAAAUGCCGAUCAAAUUGACAGCCUUACAAAGUUAUGUCCAACAAAGGAAGAGAUUGACCUAUUACAGGGUUACACAGGUGAUAAACAAAAAUUGGGCAAAUGUGAACAAUUCUUCCUAGAGUUGAUGAAAGUGCCACGAAUGGAAUCCAAACUGAGAGUCUUCUCAUUUAAGAUCCAAUUUCAUUCUCAGGUUGCAGAACUUAGAAAUAACUUGAACACUAUCAACUCUACAGCAGAAGAAAUCAAAAGCUCCAUCAAACUGAAAAGAAUCAUGCAGACCAUACUUUCCCUUGGAAAUGCACUUAAUCAAGGAACAGCCCGGGGUUCUGCCAUUGGAUUUAAGCUGGAUAGCCUUCUUAAACUCAGUGAUAUCCGGACACGGAAUAGUAAGAUGACACUCAUGCAUUACUUGUGCAAGGUUCUUGCCGACAAACUUCCUGAAGUUCUUGAUUUCGAGAAGGACAUUCCUAGCUUGGAAACUGCAGUGAAGAUACAAUUGAAGGUUUUAGCUGAAGAAAUGCAAGCGAUAAGCAAAGGUUUAGAGAAAGUUGAACAGGAAUUAACAUUGUCCGAAAAUGAUGGUCUUGUGUCACAAGCAUUUCAUAAGACUUUGAAGGCAUUUCUUGUUUCUGCCGAAGCUAAAGUAAGAACACUAACUUCACUCUAUUCCGGAGUGGGUAGAAAUGCCGAUGCCUUGGCUCUUUAUUUCGGGGAAGAUCCAGUACGAUGUCCAUUCGAGCAAGUGGUCUCAACACUUCAUACUUUUGUGAAAAUGUUCGGCCGGGCGCACGAAGAUAACUGUAAACAGGUUGAACUGGAUAAGAAAAGAGCGCAAAAAGAAGCCGAAAUGGAAAAGAUGAAACUUAGCACACCAAAGAAAGAAAUAGAACACAAUAUGCCGAUUUCUAGUAAUACAAGAAGUUAAAUGGAGAUAAAUCAAAGCAAUCAGAGAUGAAAUUUAUUGAGAGUUUCAUGUCACAAGCAUUGAAUAUUUAGCUUCACUUUGAUUAUUAUCAUUAUUAUUACAAUGUUGUAUAUAUUAUAUACUUUUGCUUUUUCGGCAUUCUUUUGUAUCUAUGUACUAAUAAAGUGCAUAUGUAUAUGAUCACUUUGUCGAUGAAAAUGCUUGUUCUUACCGCUUUUAUUGUUUCCAAAUGUAACAAAUUUUUUUCUU
Dioscorea cayenensis subsp. rotundata (Guinea yam) is the source of this 3333-nucleotide messenger RNA. RefSeq names its product formin-like protein 6. The coding region runs from base 139 to 3084 and encodes 981 amino acids. The transcript is spliced from 17 exons. NCBI's taxonomy places the organism in Eukaryota, Viridiplantae, Streptophyta, Magnoliopsida, Dioscoreales, Dioscoreaceae. The record is from RefSeq and is a predicted model, not a curated record.